CUCCGGUCACACUUUCAAUCCGAAACCAUCAACAUCGUCGCGUCGCGCUAGAAGAUAAAUAGAGAAAAAUAGAGUGUACUCGCGCCCCUCAACUUGUUUUUUUUUUGUUUUAUCGCGCUGCAGCGGACGCGAGUGCGAUUAAUGAGGCGUACCAAGUGCAAAACGCUCGCCAGUGAAUUUGCAUAUGGCCAAAUCUAACAACACCAAUACACACGCCCCAGGGCAGCGCUGAGCAGCAAAAGUGAUGACUGCUGCCCCAGGUGCCCCCAAAUUUGUUGUUGCUGCUGAUGUUUGCAUUGGUGUUGGGUGUUCAGUGACGUCGAGUGCGAGUCCGAGUGCCAGUGGAAGUGAAUCGAAAAAGUGGAAUUGCGCACCAUUAUUCGCAGCAGCACUGCUGUUGUAUGUAGUAUGUGCAGUUGUUUGUGGCGGCGCGCAAAGUUCGCGGACAGCAGGCGAAAUAACGGGUCACGAGAAGACGAAAAGGAAAACAAACUGAAAAGCAGAGCAAGCAGGCCAAAUAACGCAACAAAGUGAAUUGUCCGCCCACCUCCUCCCCCCAUCCUCCGCAAAAAAAUUAAUCCCGAAAUCAAAUUACGUGGCAAGUGGUCAAGGCGGGCGAGAAUAGCCAAAAACCUGGCUCAGCAAGUUUGGCCCGUUAUUUGGGAGCACUGUUUACUGUACGUGCUUGGCACACCACCCGCCCCCAUACCACCCACCCAUAAGCCCACUCAUCCCCUCGCCGCAUAACGGAACAGGAACAGUACAGCAAAGGAGUAGAAGAAUCCACCACCGAAAUGUCGUCGCUCAAGGUUGCUGUGAGGGUUCGUCCCUUUAACUCGCGCGAGAAUGACAUGGACGCUCAGCUCAUCGUGGAGAUGGAGGGCAAGAAGACCAGGCUCCUGAAGCCCCGCCUGCAGUCCAUACGCGAUGCCGGACGGGACAAUCAUCAUGACUUUACGUUCGACUACUCGUACUGGUCGUUCGAUGCGGAGGAUCAGCACUUUGCCACCCAGGAGCAGGUCUACAGUGAUCUGGGCAACGAUGUCGUGGACUGUGCCUACGAAGGUUACAAUGCAUGUGUCUUCGCCUACGGACAGACGGGCUCGGGGAAGACCUUCACUAUGAUGGGCACUCCAAACAACCCGGGCCUGAUACCGCGCAUCUGCGAGGAGCUGUUCGCCCGGAUGCGUGUGGGCCAGGAGUCCGGUACUGGCUACCGGACGCACGCCAGCUACCUGGAGAUCUACAACGAGCGGGUCAAGGACCUGCUGGCGGCCCAGAGCACCGGCCAUGGCCUGCGGGUGCGGGAGCAUCGCAGUCUGGGCCCCUAUGUGGAGAACCUGUCGCAGCACGCCGUCUCCGACUUUGAUGAGAUUCAGGAAUGCAUCGCCCGGGGGAAUGCACAACGCACCACGGCCAGCACCAACAUGAACGAUACGAGCAGCCGGAGUCACGCCAUCUUCACGAUCACAUUUGUGCAGGCCGUCUUCAUGAAUGACAUGCCAAGCGAAACAGUCUCGAAGAUCCAUUUGGUCGAUUUGGCAGGCAGUGAGCGGGCCAACGCCACGGGCGCCACAGGUCAGCGCCUGAAGGAGGGCGCCCACAUCAACAAGUCGCUGGUGACCCUGGGCAGCGUUAUCUCGGCCUUGGCGGAGCAGACGAGCGCUGGGAAUAUCAGUAGCUCCUCCCUGGCCACCACACCCAACGGGGCCAGCAAGCGGGUACUCUACAUCCCCUACCGCGACUCCAUACUCACCUGGCUGCUAAAGGACAGCCUGGGGGGCAACAGCAAGACCAUUAUGAUAGCGGCCCUCUCGCCGGCGGACUGCAACUACAGCGAGACCCUGAGCACCCUUCGGUACGCCAACCGGGCCAAGAACAUCAUCAACAAGCCGACAGUGAACGAGGAUGCUAAUGUCAAGCUGAUCCGCGAGCUCAGGGAGGAGAUCAACAAGCUCAAGUCGAUGCUCACUGGAGAUAUUCAAUCGCUUCAGCCUUCCCUCAAGGUACUGGCCGAUCUUCAGAAGAAGGAGGCGCAGGAGAAAGUGCUCACCGAGGAGUGGACGGAGAAGUGGAAGGUGGCCCAGUCCAUUCUGCAAGAGCAGAAGAGUCUGGGCUUGCGGAAGUCGGGUGUCGGGGUGGUUCUGGACUCAGAGAUGCCGCAUCUCAUCGGUAUUCAUAACGACGUGACCACGGGAGUGACGCUGUAUAGCCUGAAGGAGGGAGAAACGCGAAUCGGCAGCGAAGAUGCCGAGGUGGCGCAGGACAUCGAGCUAGCCGGCGAUGGCAUUCGCGCCCAGCACUGCAGCAUUGUGCUGAAGGGUGGAGUGGUGACUCUGCAUCCCUGGCCACUGGCCCAGUGCUGGGUCAAUGCCCACUUGAUCGACGAGCCCAAGCAGAUCUCGCAGGGCGACAUCAUUCUGCUGGGUCGGACCAACAUCUUUCGAUUCAACAACCCCGCCGAGGCGGCCAAGCUGCGCAAGGAUCUGAGUCGUUCGCAGCUGGACAUGUCGCGGCUGUCGCUGAUAACUUCCUCCAAGGAGAACCUGCUCACCUGCAGCAUCUACUCGGACGAGGACGGAGCCUCGCCGUACAGCAAACGACCCGAGCGCCAGUAUUAUCCCCAGCGACCCAUGUCGAGGGACGAUCCCGAGCUACAGGAUGAGAACAGGAAGAUCCUGGACACCAUCGAGAAUGCCUUAAAGCAGCUGAAUGUGGAACGCGUCCAAAUGCAUGACCAAUACAAGACCAAGGUGCGAAAGCUAACCGAAGAGCUAAUCCGCCUGGAACAGGAGGAAAUGGACGGACUGCAGGUGUUGAAUUGCCGGGAGCAGGAACUGAUCGCUCGCAAGGAUAUGCUGAUGUGGGAGAAGAACAACGAAAAGGUUCAGAUCGACAUUGUGUGUAGACAAAUUUCAGCGUUUCAGACGCAGCUCGACUCUAAGAAACGAGAUUUCUCUGAGUACGUAGCGAAAGAAUUGCAGGAGCUGCAAGAUUGCGGCAAACUGGACGAGAUGGGAAUUAAAAUCGAAGAGGGCACUCCUCUUAAUGAUGAGCUGCUGCUGCAGGUGUCCGACUCGUUGGACUUGUUUGCGGCUCAGUUUAUAAAGGAAACUGUUCGAAGAAAUAACGAGGAGAUCCGUAAGCUGGAUGAGCAGAUUGCGGAGAAGGAGCGUAUACUCAAUGCCAGCACCACAAAGAUAGCCAAGGUGGAUGAAACCAUGCUAGAGAUUCAGGCCCAGCUGGAGCGGCUUCGCUUGGAGCGGCUGGAGAGUGAGGCUGAGUCGCAGGCCAUGCGUGCCAAGAAGCAGACCAUGAAGCUGCAGCUGGGCAACAAGUCCAUGUCCACCUCGACGAGCACCAACGAGGCCGACGACGUGUCCAAAUCGGAUACGUUCGAAACUUGUGACACCUUCCACACCGCCCAAUCGAACUUCUCACUCGUCUCGUCGCCCACCAUUACGGAGGGCCAGCAGUCGCCGCUGAGCAACUGCUCCUGCGAGGCCGAGGACGAGGCGGAGGACACGCGCAAGGAUGACCUCUCCGGCAGCAGUGAGGAUGCUUCACGCACCUGCACAGCCGGUCCGAGCAGCGGAAGUGGCAGUGGAAGCGUGGGACUAGGAGGCUCAGUGCCCAGCGCCACACCCAGCUCACAGGCCAUUAUGAGCGAUAGUGGCGUGUGCCUGGACAGUCGCAACCAGGCCUUGAUUCAGAACGGGCACAUCAACAACUACAGGCAGGGCCUACGCACAAGCGACGAGGACACGGGCUCUUGCUCCUCCUGCGAGCUUGGCCGGCAUUCUGAGGUGGCGCGACCCUACUGCCCGCUCCAUUCGCUGCGCCGCAAGAUAGCCGCCCAAAAAGCCCUCAUUAUGAAGAAUCUCGAAACGGACCUGAACAAGUCUCGGUUGGAUGAGCACAUUGCUGACCUGCAGGAUCUGCAGCGGCGCUACAUUCAAAUGGAGCAGGAAAUGCUGCAGUCGGUACAGGAUUUGGAGGCACAUGCGCAGUGCUGUGCGGAGGAGCGGUCGGGAAUGGAACGGCAAUACGAACUGGCCAGCUCUAUCAUGCGAUCCAGUGUGAUGAGCCCCACCAGCAUGGAGGAGUCCCAGAUCUAUCCUCCCAGCAUGACGAGAUCCUGUCCCUCCAUGCGAGAGUUUCCUGAAGGUGAACAUUUUAUCACAAUACCCAGUUUUGUGAUGCGCGGGGCUGGUAAGCAGACCCACUACGAGUACGAGGUGCGCAUUGCCCUGCCCGAUGGAAAGCUGAAUAUCCUUCGGCGCUACAGCCGUUUCCGGGAGCUGCAUUUAUGCAUGAAGCACUGCUACGGAGCCAAGAUCUCUGCAUUACCCUUCCCACGUCGAGAGCUGUUUGCCUCCAACAGCGAGCCGGUAGCCAAGCACAGACGUCGCCUACUAGAGCUCUAUCUGCGCCGUCUCUUCGUCGUGUGCUCGAAGAUACCCCAGUGUCCAAUCUAUGAUGGACCUGGCGGGCCGGGCCUCACACGCGCCUCUCUCGUCCAGCUGUCGUCUUUUUUCAAGAAAGGCCUCUUCGAGAACGGAAAGCAUGGGACGGGAUAAUAGUUAACCUACUGCUGAAUUAUCUCCUGCCUACAGUGUGUCUUUUUAUUUACUUGUACUACCUGUUAAGCUAUAUGACCGAUAACAU
This is a messenger RNA of Drosophila bipectinata, 4668 nucleotides long. RefSeq names its product kinesin-like protein 98A (gene Klp98A). Gene Ontology annotation, molecular function: microtubule binding; phosphatidylinositol binding; microtubule motor activity. Gene Ontology annotation, biological process: microtubule-based movement. The record is from RefSeq and is a predicted model, not a curated record. NCBI's taxonomy places the organism in Eukaryota, Metazoa, Arthropoda, Insecta, Diptera, Drosophilidae.